Topomyia yanbarensis is the source of this 984-nucleotide messenger RNA. RefSeq names its product ankyrin repeat and SAM domain-containing protein 6-like. The record is from RefSeq and is a predicted model, not a curated record. The transcript is spliced from 3 exons. Bases 156 to 710 code for a protein of 184 amino acids. NCBI's taxonomy places the organism in Eukaryota, Metazoa, Arthropoda, Insecta, Diptera, Culicidae. Gene Ontology annotation, molecular function: protein binding.
GUUUCCUGUGUAGACAAUAGCGAAGCAAUAAUCGUAUAGCUGAUUACACUACACUAUUGUGCUAUCGUAGCUGUAGAAGGCUAAGCUCUUGACAAUUGAAAAUAUUUAUUUCUACCGCUCCCGUUUUGUUUGGUGUUUCAAAUAUCAGUGGAAAAAUGUUUAAAACUCAUGCGCCAAGCACUGUUCCGCAGCGUUCACCGAAAAUCUUCAAGUACUCCCCGGAAUCACUAGCCGCUGUAGAUAUUUCAUUCGAAUCGUAUAAGCAGGCAAAGUACUCGAAUACGCGAAAAAGAAGCUUUUCGCCGAUCAUCAACGCACAAAAUAUGCGAUCGCCGGACAUUUCCCCAAUUGCGAUGAACAAGACCUUUCGAGUAUCGCCACGAAUGAACACACCGAGAGUCAAAUCGACGGGAGCGGCGUAUCCAAUGUGUAAACUCCCUUCAGUCAUGAACACACGGGAGAGGCGUAAGACGAUGUUCGUGAUGACGACACCAUUGGUAAAGCGUGAACUUGAACAUCGAAUCUCCGUAACCAACAUCCUGAAAGAUAUGAACCUCUCCAAGUAUAUUGGCAUCUUUAACAGGGAAGAAAUCGAUUUUGAAGUUUUUCUAACACUUUCGGAAAAGGAUUUGCAUGACAUAGGAAUAGAUUGCCAGAAGGACAUCGAGCAAAUUCUAGGAAAAGUAUCCCAGUACAAUGCCUUUGUCUGAUUUUCGGCCGGCCGUCAAUUAAUGUUACGGUUGUAAAUGUUUUUAUGUCUAGAUGAAUAACUUGUAAUGACUCUGUACUUUUUAUUAUUUAUCCAUCAGUUUAGACUUGUACUUAGGUUUUCAUAACAAAAGAAGAUUGUAAAACAGUCAACAAUGAGCACGCUAAGUUAAAAACUUUACGUUUCACGAUUCUCUGUGAGAUUUAUGAUACUUGUACGAUUGUUUUAAAUUAAAUAGCUACGUGAAAUGGAUUCCCUUCUUUUUUUAAGAGGAA